CACUACUAUAUAACAAAUAAUUUGAGGGCAAUGGUUUAAGUCAAUGCUGAAGAGAUGGUAUUGUCCUCAAUACUGCGGAGGAAGAGUGUGUCAGACUCCUCCUCACAAAGCACUGACACACUUGACCAGCUCACCAGCUUUCUGAAAGAGUUGGAGAAUGAAACUCUUAGUCCUUGUGCUGAAUGCACACGGAGGCGGUUGUUGGAUUUACUGGGCAAUAAACGGCAAUUGAAGCUAACUAUAAAGAGAUUGUCCCUGCAAAGUAGCCGACUCGGGAGCACAGCGUCAUCUCUGCGUAGCGACAGUCCCAUCUCACCUGACAUACCUGACAUUCUUAGCCAGCUCAGUAAUGAGUCUCAGAGAUCCGUAUCUACCUCUCCCAUGGUAUCUCCAAUAUUGAGUCCUAUUGUAUCUCCUUCCCUUCAUCGGGUGUCUUUCCAAGGAUCUUCAUCAGAUGGGUAUGAGAUAGAUGUUGACUUUAUGCUGGACAGUGCCGAAGAACCAGAGACUUUUAUCAGAGCCCCCAUACCCAAACGCUUCAGGAAGAAGAACAAGCAGAAGAUGUCUGACAUAAGUGAGCGUGAUCAACUGAUGGACGAAGCACGCAAAAUAUUGACCAUCGACCAGCAAAUGGGUGUAGAUGAGGACUCGGAGCCUCUGUAUGGGUUCCUGAUGCGUAAAACUCGUCUGUCCUGGAUCCAACGGUGGUGUGUUUGUUCUGACAAUUCCUUGUACAUCAGCAAGUCUCCCAAAGACCAUCUCUCGGUCACCAAAGUUUAUCUGCCACAUUAUUCCAUUUGUAGAAGCAAGUUUGACGAGCACAAAAAAGAAUGGGUAUUCAAGAUAUGGGGCGAAGGAAAGAAGACCAUAUAUUUAGCAGCCCAAAACCAGCAGUCUAGGGAUCACUGGGUCCAAGGUUUGAGAGAAGCAGCGAGAUCAACAGAGCGGACUCCGGUGAACACUCUAACGAAAUCAACCAUAAAGCAGAUGGCUACUUCUAGUCUCACUACCCUGAAAGGCAUUACACUGGGUCGAGAGAGGACAUCUUCUAAAAGUGUGAGCAGCCUCCCAAAGUCACCUCCUGACACAGAAGUUAACAAAGCAUCACUAACGUCAGCCUUUGAACGCGAGUUCCCAUCUCACGGAGGAUCUCAAGCUUCUGAUGAUGUGUGGUUGGAAACUGAGUCAGGCUCGGAGACUGUUGUCCUUUCUGGAACCCUGAAAAAGUCUAACAGGCGGAGUGGUGACCAGUGGGAUUACCGUCAUUACGUCGUCAUCGGAUCAAUAUUAAGGGAAUAUGUAAGUGGGACUGAUGAAUGGCCACAAGAUUCAGUUUACCUUCCAGGAUCGAAAAUAACCACAACAUGCAACAGCUCAGCUAAUCCUCCUUACGUUAUAAAAAUUGAACCAAUUGCCAAGGCUCCAAUAAUUCUGGCGGCUAAAUCUAGGCUGGAGCUCAACGUUUGGGAGCAGGAACUAAAGGCGCUUUCUAAACUUAGACCAGACCCCAUAAUACUCAGAGACAUGGAUCCUGAUUAUGUGGAUCUUUACCAGCUGGUUGGUCCGCAUAUGUCUGAGGAGCAGGGUGUGCCACAAAGAGGGGCCACAGUUUCCUUCGGGGCACGGGCCUACACUGAGAAACCAGACGAAAAAACUAGGUCGAGCAGCAUGCAGUCUGGCAGUAGGAACAAAGUGCACCAGACUCCACCUGCACCGAAACGAGGGGGUGGGAAAUACCAGAGAGGUCACCGUAGGACCCACUCAGAUAACUACUUUAAUCCUGCAGAGCUGAGAACACCAGCUGCUCCACAACCACGGUACACUGCUUACUCUGAAGAGGAGAAAUCAAGAACACGGUAUGCUUCCAGCGGGAGUGGCAGCAGGUACCACCACGUGACUCCACACAGAGACGUUCCGCCGAUGUUACCGCCACCAAACCGGCCAGUACCUGAUGUUCACCCGAUGUUACCUCCGCCAAACCGACCAGUACCAACCCUUCCUCCGGAACCUAGUCCCACUCUACCUCCUCACAGUCCCAACGAUUCUCCCCGACCACGAUCUCGUGGUGCAACUCUCCCCUCAAGACCCCCUAACGUAACCAUGCCUUCUCGACCCCCUGUGAAACCACCAAAAUACAAACCAAUUGUCCCUCCACAAGACAGUACCUGGCCUUAUCCUGUUCCCAACCCUCUAUCUGACCAGGAGUCUCAAUACUGCAGUCCACCCAAUGAUCACGUGUUCCACUCCGCAGAAAAUGCCUCGCCGUUCUUCCGACAGAACCGAUCUUUUACUCCUGACAAAUUGAGAAACAGGGGCACGUUCGUUUACAGCGACUCAAGGGACACGUUCGAUCCAGGAGAACCGUACAACAGGUUUACUGCCGGAUCUCAGAGAUUAGGGAGCUCUGGAAAUACCUUGUCUUCUACAUCGUCUCGAUAUGAAAGUUCGGGAAUGUUGUCCACCCAAUCAUCUCGAUUUGAUAGUUACGGAAACAGCUUGUCAACCCAAUCGUCUCGAUUUGAUAGUUUUGGGACCAGCUUGUCAACCCAAUCAUCGCGAUUCAAAAGUUCUGAAGGAGGUGGCUCCACAGGAUCCCAGCGUUUAGAAGGAUCAGGAAGCAAUGUUUCACCUCUGAGCCUUCGUUUCCGGAAUCCACUUUCUGAUGUAGACCCCUCUGAGCCUGUCAGUCCAUUUAAUCGUCGAGCAAAUACACCACCAGGCACCAGGUUUAACAAGAGUUUCGAGAGAGAGGAUCUUGACUGCGGACAGCCCUUGUUCAACGCUGCUGCCCAUAAAGAUCCUAUAAACAGGGCUACCAGGUCCCGACACUGCUCAGCCGAUGACAAGCCGACAGAGGGACAUCUCGAGGUCAAAGAGACACACCAUUGGGUUACCAGGUGGGUGUCAGUGCGAGGUAACGUGGUGCGGAUAAAAGCAACUCAGGAGGAUAACACCGUCAUCACCUCCUGUCGGAUGGCUGGCUGGAUCAUCUCUUCUAGUGACGAGGAUAACAAGUGGGCUAUACUCCUCUCAAAACCUGGCUCUAAUGAUGAAAAGAUGAUGUUUGCAGCUCACACGCGGGAAUCACGUGACAAAUGGAUAUUCUCCCUCAACAAGUGUUGCAGUAACGACAGUCUCGAAUCUUUCAGAAGCAACUCCAUGAACGGGAGUACGAUAACACUAAACACGGUAGAUAAGAUAAAAGAUGUGAAGGAGGAGAUCACUUUUGCAGAAUACAAGGGAUAUCUGAGGGAGAAGACACACAUGUUCCAGUGGACAAGAAGAUAUUGUUUCGUCACUAAACACAGCCUCUACAUCACGCUGAGCGAGGAGAAUCUAGAACCCCUCUUUGAGAUUGUUCUCAGUACCAUCUCCGUUAACCCAGACUCAGAACUGAAGAAACCGUACGCAUUCCGGCUAAUAUCAACCCAGAUAGCCAGAGAGUUGUUCCUGGCUGCGGAGAGUGAGGAGGAGUAUGACACGUGGCUCCUGGUGCUCGCUGGUAAACCUGUCCCUAUAAGAGACCAAAUCUCACAUAACAAGGCCCCCAGAAGUGAACCAGCUCCACCAGCACCCAUCCCAGCCUGCAAGAUGAGGGAGAUAGCCCACACCAAGGGUCUCCUCUUCAGAUUAGUGGACGGUAACUGGAUCUGCUCGUGGUGUGCCCGGCACCAUAGCAACCUCCUGCUCUACGACUCAGAAAACUCGGCCCUCCCCUUCAACUCGGUCAAGUUGUCGGGAGCAGACAUCGCCACAGACCACGCUCAUAACAUCUACCGCUUCCUCAUUACACCUUCUAAUCAGGACACUACCCUGACACUGGGUACAGAAAACAUAACAGACUUUGAGAGGUGGUGUGCAAGCUUCACCAUGGCAACGACGAUUCGGUCGCGCACCGCCACCGGCUCCUCGUCAACACGAGGAGACAGUUUCGGGAGAAAGUACGAGAGUUCCGACUAUUGUACGACCAGCAGCGCUGAAAGACUGGAUAAUAGCAGUCAGAGUCUACCUGCUGAACGUUUCACAUCCGGGUAUGGGAGCGCAGAAAGUCUAAACAGUGUUGGGUCUGGAAUGUACGAGAAUGUUAGCAAGCAUCACAGCAACAGAAACAGUUCCGAGUACGAGGACUAUGUUAAUAUGGGUCACGUGCCUCCAUCAGUCCCUCAGCGACAAGCUAACGAGAUGGUUGAAGAGUGGGUAGAUAAAGUGCAGCAAGUUGAACCAGAAUACGACGAACACGACGCCUCACAACCACCUGACCUACCUGAGAAACCUCGCGAUCACGUGAUCAACUCUAAAAUAGACAAUCGAGAAAAGCUCACGACCCGUGAGAUGGCAGCUAAUUUUGAGGAAGAGGACGAGGACUACGCAGAGCUUCCCCCUCUUCCGGAGUCCAGACAGCCUCGUUCCGAGCCUGCUGACAAACCUGCAGAGGUUGAGUUGGUGGAGCAACAGCCCGAACCUGUCAGUGUUAAAAAUUCUAAUCAGUCUUCUGGGUCAAUAGGAUUUGAUACCUCGAAUCUUCUUCCGGAAGUGGAGAGUUUGGAGUUGAUUUCAGACAGAGAGUUCGAGCGCAUGGAAAGGGAAAUAUUGGACAGCGCAGACUCUUCAGAGAGGGAUCCGUCCUCAAAAGUUAGCAGUAGCAAUGAUCUGUUAAUCAAUCAAUCAGUAGAUUUCCCAUUCGAUGAUCUUUUGGAUCAACUUGAAGAGCUAGAUGAACCUAAAAAUCUGAACAGACUGAGUGGAAAUUCCCAGCAAUCUGAUAUGCCUUCAGAGAUUCCUACUCCAGUUUCAGAGCCAGAAUCACACCCUUCACACUCGAGCUACGACAUCGUCUCUCAAGAUGUGUCUCCUGAGGAACCCUUGGAACAUAUCAGUGAGAAAGAAAUUUUAGAUGCCACAGAAAACGUCCCCUCAAAAGAUCGGAAUUUAAGACCUACCUCUUCCUCCCCGUCAUCUUCAUCUUCUUCUUCUUCUUCUUCAGGAACUUCCUCUUCUGAUCCACCGUCAUCAACACCCGAUGAUUCAGACAAAGUAUCCGAGACGCUGGAGGAUACACCCAAACCAUCUCACUCUAACGUGUCCAGACUUUCCAGUUUGGAUAAAUUAGAGACCUGGGACAGUGGGCUGGAGGAGUCUCUCUUGAGAACCUCUAAGAUCCUCCAAGAAGCAACUGAGGAACACGAGCACAGGAUGUUCCCUGAUCAACUGCUUUUGAAACUAGGAAGUUUAGAAGAUGAAAGUUACAAAUACACUGACCACUCUGCGGCAGACUUGCCAAGUCCUGUAACAUCAAGCAUAGACAGUUGUGAAAGUCCCCAAUCUGACAAUCCCCCAGCUGCCACAAAACCUAAAGCUGGAAAACCUGUCAGUAAACUUGCUCGACCUUCUGGCCUUGCGCCACCAACCAAACUAGCUACUCCCAGUCCUAGAACAUCUCGCAAUGGCACACUUAAGAAAUGUACUGCUUCUCGAUCUAGUGAUAACGUUUCUGGCUUACCUAAAAGUAGACCAACCUCAACAGAGGGACGAAACUCAAAAAUAACAUCACCUUACGGCACCUUACCGCGAAAGAAGAAGACCGUUCCUAAACAGACCAAACUGACCAGAUCAAGACAAAACAGCAGUGAGGGUGGAAUACCAGGACCCCGGGCCAGUCCGAGCGCCACUUCCAUCAGUAGUCCUAGUAUUGGCCUCAGAAAAAACACAUCACGUGAUUCAUCAUCAGGACUUGCGGCCCCCAAGAAGACCAACACUCUGCCCCGACCAUCUAGGAGUCUUGCUCGACCUAUUUCGGGUACUGGUCUUCAAAAACCAGCAGGUUUGAAGGUUCCAGCCUCGCGGGAGACAGUCAGAUCUAGAUCAUCUUCUAGAGAAUCAGUAGCUUCUUCUACUGGAGAUCGAGAUUCAGUGAGGAGAGACUCGGGUGAUUCGGCUACAACCAGGUCCUCUCUGAGUAGGAACAAUCCUACUGAGAGGUCCAUGAGACGUAGACUUUUGUCAACCGAAACAAGCAAAACUCUCACAGGAAAGAGGCGCUUAUCAGUAGGAACUAAGAAAAUAGCUCCUGAAGUGUUGCGUUCCCCGAGUUACCAGAAUGCAGUAUCAGGGAGUGAUGAACCCUCCGUCCCCAAGAGAAGCACGAGUCUAAGAACCUCAGGUACGUCCUCUUUACCUGGCUCCAACUCCUCCUCUCCAACACCACGCGCUCCUGCCAAAUCUAGAGGCAGCACUCUUCCUACUCCAUCUUCAAUCAGAUCUCCAUCUCGAUCCUCUGCCCAGUCUCCAGCUAGUUCUGUUUCCAAACUACGAACUGUGUCAACUUCGUCUAAAACAUCCGAAAGUAGGCUAUCUAGAGGAACCGAAGACAAAACGGACACUCCUAAAUCGAUUUUAAAACCGCCCAAAUCCGAGACGAAACUCCCAAAAUCUGGACUUCCAGCUCCUAAAUCAGGGUUGAAAACCCCAUCUUCGACAGGCCUCAGAAAACCCAGCUCUGGUGGAAUUCCGAGGCCUUCAAGGUGAUACUCCCACUGUUGGAUUAUCUAAUUUUUAUCGAUAGAAUUAAUUUUUUGUUAAUGAUAAUAUGGGAGUAGAUGGGGGUUGAGCUUUCCUCUGCUAGGUAUCGAAGGCCCUAUGGUGCUAAAUUCUUAUCGUUUUUAACAUUGUUUUCGACAGUAAAAGUUGUAAACAGAACGCUAGUAGGCAUAUUUGGUUAAUUUAUUGUUUGAAUUGGCAGUUGAUUAUGCUUUAAAACGUUUGUUGUAGAGAAUGAUAAUGAUAUUGAAACGUUUUCCUUGCAUUUUUGGGUGAUUAAUAAGUAUGUAUAGAAACUAAGAGUAAAUCAACAUUGCAUCCUGCAUCCUGCAUCAUUUCCAUUAUUUUAUGAUUGUUUCCUGAAAUACGAACAAGUUAAUCGGCUGUAUAUUGUCGUCAUAAAAAUUAAUAAAUCAUAUAGUCCCAAAAACUUAUGUACCUGUACUGCUUGAUUUCAAUAUUAAUUUAAGUGAUUUUUCAUUUUGGCUGUAUCCUUAUUUUCGCCAGUUUUACUCAAAAUUUUGUUCCGAAUGUCGAGUUUGUUGCUUCGAAACGAGUGAUAUUACGGAUUUCCUAAAACUUAAUCAGCGACAAUAAGAGUUUUAAGUUUCGUUUAUAUUUCAAAAGAUUCCAGGAACUAGAAGGCGCCUGCCAACUAGUGAUAAUUGUGUAUUGAUUUUAUUCUUGAAAGAAUUUGUUGAUAUUUGUUUAUUUUUGAUACCAUCUUUGAUAUUAUGUUCAUCUCUUUCGUUAAAUAUUUUGUUUAACCUCAAA
This is a messenger RNA of Bolinopsis microptera, 7311 nucleotides long. Its product is annotated as serine-rich adhesin for platelets-like. The record is from RefSeq and is a predicted model, not a curated record. Lineage: Eukaryota; Metazoa; Ctenophora; Tentaculata; Lobata; Bolinopsidae. Gene Ontology annotation, cellular component: cytosol. The coding region runs from base 55 to 6525 and encodes 2156 amino acids. The transcript has 20 exons. Gene Ontology annotation, molecular function: SH3 domain binding.